Messenger RNA from Saimiri boliviensis boliviensis (Bolivian squirrel monkey), 1765 nucleotides. RefSeq names its product keratin 26 (gene KRT26). Lineage: Eukaryota; Metazoa; Chordata; Mammalia; Primates; Cebidae. Gene Ontology annotation, molecular function: structural molecule activity. Gene Ontology annotation, biological process: epithelial cell differentiation; intermediate filament organization. The record is from RefSeq and is a predicted model, not a curated record. Gene Ontology annotation, cellular component: cytoskeleton.
CUUUGCUCCUGUCUCUGGGAAGGGGUUGCUCGGCUGUGCUGUCGCGAUGUCUUUUCGACUUUCUGGUGGAUCCAGGCGGAUCUGCUCACGAACUGGGUCUGCUAGGCUGUCUGGUGGAGGAACUGGCUUUGUGGCUGGGAAUGCGUGUGUUGGGUCGGGAGCAGGGAGCAGCUUUUCUUGUACUCUUGGGGGCAUUUCUUCUGCAGGAAGCUUCUGCAAUAGUGGUGGAGGGUUAGGAAGUGGUGCCUGUGCUGGUUUUCUUGGCAUUGAGCACAGCCUCCUCUCUGGGAAUGAAAAGGUGACCAUGCAGAAUCUCAACGACCGCCUUGCAUCCUACCUGGACCACGUGCGUGCCCUGGAGGAGGCCAAUGCAGACCUGGAGCAGAAGAUCAACGGUUGGUACCAGAAAUGUGAGCCUGGCUCUUCCCGGAGACAUGAUCAUGACCAUAGCAGAUACUUCUCAGUCAUCGAAGAUCUUGAAAGGCAGAUUAUUUCUGCGACCACCUGCAACACCAGCAUUGUUCUACAAAAUGACAAUGCCAGACUUACCGCUGAUGACUUCAGGCUGAAGUAUGAAAAUGAGCUGGCUUUGCACCACAGCGUUGAAGCCGACACCAAUGGUCUUCGCAGAGUGUUGGAUGAGCUGACCCUUUGUACAACCGACCUGGAGAUACAGUGUGAGACCCUCAGUGAGGAACUGACUUACCUCAAAAAAAAUCACGAGGAGGAAAUGACAGUCCUGCAAUGUACAGCUGGGGGGAAUGUGAAUGUGGAGAUGAAUGCAGCCCCGGGAGUGGACCUAACUGUCCUGUUGAACAACAUGAGGGCUGAGUAUGAGGACUUGGCUGAGCAGAACCGCAAAGACGCGGAAGCCUGGUUCAACGAGAGGAGUGCAACGCUGCAACAACAGAUUUCUGAUCAUGAGGGAGCAGCCACAGCAGCCAGAAAUGAGCUGACCGAAUUGAAACGCAAUCUGCAAACCCUGGAAAUAGAACUUCAGUCCCUCAUGGCUAUGAAAUAUUCCUAUGAAUGCUCAUUGGCUGAGACUGAAGGAAAUUACUGCAAUCAACUCCAGCAAAUUCAGGAUCAGAUCGGGGCAAUGGAGGAACAGCUGCAACAGAUUCGAACAGAAACAGAGGGCCAGAAGCUGGAGUAUGAACAGCUUCUUGAUGUAAAAAUAUUUUUAGAAAAAGAAAUUGAAAUUUAUUGCAACUUACUAGAUGGAGAAGAAAGAAAAGGCAAAUCCACGUGUUACACAUCAAAAGGAUAUGAACCUGUGAAUUCUAGAAAUCAAGCCAAAGACUCAACAGAAGAAACUAUUGUCAAAACAGUGGUUGAGGAACUGAAUCAAAUUGGCAAUGUCCUUUCACUGAGAGUCCACUCAGUUGAAGAAAAGUCUUCUAAGAUAAGCAACAUUACGAUGGAACAACGAGUACCUUCUAAAGUACCAUAAAGAGGAAAAAGUUAUGAAAACAGAAAAAAGGAAAGAAAUAAAGGAAGAAAGAAAAAGAAAGAAAGAAAGAAGAAGAAAAGAAAGAAAGACUGCCUUUGCAAAAAUCCUACUGGUCAAAUAACUUAAGGAAAUUAUUCAUUUCUGUUCUUCAGAAUAAAAGGGCUAGAAUUUGUUCUCUUUCUCUUCCUUUUCUCAUGUUCUAUGCAUGUAAUCCUCUUCCAGAGAAGAAAAAUCCUGCUCUGUGCCUAAUUUUUGUUUUUAUUUUGGAGACCUUUUCUGACAUUUCAUUAAAACUUCUUCUGUUGCAAGUUA